Messenger RNA from Trypanosoma conorhini, 1269 nucleotides. RefSeq names its product PUF nine target 1. NCBI's taxonomy places the organism in Eukaryota, Euglenozoa, Kinetoplastea, Trypanosomatida, Trypanosomatidae. Bases 1 to 1269 code for a protein of 422 amino acids. The transcript has a single exon. The record is from RefSeq and is a predicted model, not a curated record.
AUGUCUACAAAGGCCUCAAGGCGAUGCAAUCGACUGAUUGUUCUCUUUAGCUCCAUCAAUGAUGUGACGGCGUGGCCGUUCUGGAAGUUUCUGCAAAUGAAGAAGGUGAAGGGUGUCACAGACCUCUCUAUCCUCGCCUUCAACAGCCAGGGCGGCAGCUUCGAGGCCCGCAUCGACGGGCACGAGUAUACGUUGAAGAACUACGAAAAUGUUGUGGGGUACUCUCAGGACAUGCUGGAACGCUUUCUGCACCGUUGGUAUGACCCUGGCCGUAGUUAUUUCGUCUACGGCGGCCACGGCAUGGGGGACUACUUGGAGCUUGAGGAAGACAAGGUGGGAGUGCAGUGUCACGAACUAGCAGCCAUAUUUGGAAACAAGAAGUUUGAGGCGAUUACCUUCGACGCGUGCUUCAUGGCAAGCCUGGACUGCGCCUACCACCUGCGGAAUAACACGAGAUACAUUGGCGCCUGUGAGGGCUACCUCUGGGAGCCCGACACAAGCCUCGACCAUCAUGUCUUCAAUACGUACACCGCCUCCGCGAUGAGCCGCUUUCGUGACCCAAAGCACAUUCUUCUCUCUGUGCAGCGUGACUACUGCAGCAAGUCCCCGCUUGCUGACUUCGCCGUGCUGGACACCACGCAUGUUGAGGCGUUGCGGAAGUAUGUGGAGGAGCACGUGAUACAGCGUGUCUACGACCGUGCCACCUUUUAUAAUCUGCAGCAGCAGCAGAAACUAAGUUGCAUGGCCGAGGAGGCUUUACAAAUUACGCGCCAUAAUUCUACUAGUGACAUCAAGACACCCGCUUCUUUCUCUUCCAAUUCGACAUCGGCAUCCUCUGCCACGGUGACGUCGCGGGCGAGGGUGACGAAGUUGCAAAACCGCAAACUUGCACGACGUUCGCAGCUGCGGCACGCCGUUCAAUUCGAGCACGCCUUGUACCCAUCCGAGUCAGACGACAAGUACAUACUUGACCUUCGCUCCUACCUGAUCGAUAUGGCGCGUGAGGAGGAGGAGUCCGCCCUCAAUUCUCCGCCGCCACGCACCACUGUUGUGGAGGCGCACGGGAGUUUGCCAAACGGGAAAAACAUCUCCACCCCCGGUUUGCCAAGGGCAGUGCACACGAGGGACUCGACUUGUUUCACCGCGUCGUCGUCAACCACACACCGCCGGAGGACAAGCACAUCUACGCCUCACACCUCGGAGGCCUUUCUAUCCCCGUUUACGAGUUUAGUUCCAUGUCGAAGCCGCUGCUGCCGUGGAAUGGGGUAA